Alternaria rosae is the source of this 1773-nucleotide messenger RNA. RefSeq lists its product as uncharacterized. The transcript has 3 exons. The record is from RefSeq and is a predicted model, not a curated record. Lineage: Eukaryota; Fungi; Ascomycota; Dothideomycetes; Pleosporales; Pleosporaceae. Bases 1 to 1773 code for a protein of 590 amino acids.
AUGGCUCACCUCGGACUACGCGCGAGUUGCUUUUCUCUUCCGGCCGCGCCCUACUUCUUCAGCAAUGCGUACACCAUCUUCGAGCAUUCCAGCGGUCCAUUUGGCGCGCGUGGUAGCCGCACUGGCGCUCUACCCCCUGCGGGGACAUAUCUUCGCCAAAUAGUCACCCGCUCAACCCGCGCCCCCGGUCUGUCUCCUUAUGCCAAGUUUCGGCGCCUGGGUCCGGUAUGGGCCAUUACGAGCAGGACGAUAUGGAGCGCUGCAACAGUCGCCUUCAAGUUGGAGGUGGAGCAGACGAAAGCACUGGAGGAUGUCCUCAGCGUAACACGCUUUCUUCGCUCGACUCCACUCGCCUCUACCACCCUUGUGGCCCAAGUUGAUCAUGUAGCGUGGGACGACAUCCUUAUGAACCUACUGCGCAUCCCUCACGACCGUCUCUCCGCAAUCCUUCGCGCAGUAGCGUCGGAGAUCGAGCUAGCACUGGAGACGGAGGCUCCGCACGUCCUGACGCUUCCUACACACUCUGCUUCUGUUAUGCGUCAUGCAACUGACCGGAUGAGCCGUCAUAACAAGCUCGGCCUCUUCUUGGACGACUUUCCUGCCGGCCGUGUCGCGGAAAAGGACUACAGUCUUCUGGCGGCCAAGCUCCUCGAGAACCCUGACUUCCCGGUUGCCCCGCCAUGGCACGAAGAGUUCUCUCUCCUGAGACCUUGGUUCAACGUCACACUCGAAGUCCCGGAAGACUCUGACAGUGAUAUCUUCGCGCAUGAGAUAGUUCUAAGCAAAGUCUUCCAUUACGUCAACAAGCGUAAAGAUCCCGCGCAGAGGAUUCGUGCGUUUGGCCACGCUGCAACCACCGAGGCUGGAAGGAUGAUGGAACUAGAAGUAGAAGCAGCUGCGCUUCUAGAACCUGGCCGCCUGCUGCAGAUUAAGAUUAAAGAUCUGAUUCCUGCUGUCGUCAAGACAGACGAAGAACAUAAGGCCUUGCGCAAGAUUUCUCUGAACGAUUUGAACAUCCCUCAGAUCCUGGAGUCUCCUGAGUGCAGCGUCAUACUGCUUCUUCAGAUUAAGAUGCGCGCUAUCAUGCGCAACAGCAAGCGUGUUGCUGACGUUGAUGAUCGUAAACGAGACAUCGUUCUCAGUUGGGCCUCGUCUAUUGAGACUCCAGCUAUCCACCACAUUAUGCUAUCAGGGCCUGAUGAGACGUACUGCGAGUCGCUGGAGCCUAUCGGCAAGGCGGACAAUAUAACUGAAGAGAAGGGAGAGCUCCUGAAAGCGAGCGAAACAACGUGGGAGCUCCAAGAUUGCUCUUUCAUCUUUUCCCGUGGUCACGAUGGUGAGAUCUUGCUUGGAUAUGGCUGCCAGGCAGACCAAGUAGUCUCCGAAGGCCACUUCACCAACAUGAUCAGUGCCGCUUCGCCGUCAGAGUCAAGCUCGGAUGCAAGCCCAUACAUGAGCGAAGAAGAGAAGGCCGCCAACCGUCGCAACUCCGACACCUCGUUGGAGGGCAGUCCUCCUCGGUACGACUACCCCAAAAAGCGUCUCGCGAUGGCUUCGGCCGAGCAUUUCAACACCCGUCAGAUGAACAACCUCUACAUGGCGUACGGUAUUCCGCAUGAUGCGCAAGAUUCCGACCAGUUGGGAAAUGCUGAGUUGGACUUAGGCAUGGGUGCCCGUCUUCAGAUACACAAAGAAGCUUUGGGUCCGCUGGACGAGUUCAACGCGAACUACAAAGCAGCACAGGCCGCUGAGAGGAAAAAAGUCGACGGUUGA